Molecule: messenger RNA, 1287 nt
Organism: Stylophora pistillata
Lineage: Eukaryota; Metazoa; Cnidaria; Anthozoa; Scleractinia; Pocilloporidae
Product: protein OSCP1
Biological process (GO): transport
Cellular component (GO): cytoplasm; plasma membrane
Source: RefSeq, a predicted model, not a curated record
UCUAUUGAUUUCGCCUGCAAGUAGUUGCUAGCUGCACUCGAAGUCUCCUAAUAUUUGAAACUUUCUUCAUGAGCUUACGGGAUGUCGCUGCGAACUUUACCUAUUUUAUUUCUCAAUCUCGGGGGAGAGAUGCUUUAUAUUUUGGAUCAAAGGUUACGGGCACAGUCGAUUCCCGACGAGAAAGCGAGAAAAGUUAUGCAUGAUAUUAUUGGGACAAUGUUCAACAAGCGGUUUAUGGAAGAACUGUUUAAGCCACAAGAUACUUACUCCAAGAAAGCCAUGAGGACAGUGUUUGACAGACUAGCACAUGCGUCAAUCAUGAGACUGAACUCAGCUAGCAUGGACAAGCUGUAUGAUUUGAUGACAAUGGCUUUCAAAUAUCAGGUUUCUUUGUGUCUCCGACCCUCUGAUGUUCUCCUAGUUACCUAUAAUCACAUGGAUGCAAUAAGAAGUUUUGCUUCUGAUAACCCUGCUAUCAGUAAUCAAGUAGAAAAUGUUUACAAGCUUCUGUAUGAGACAUAUGCCAAACUGAAUGCUGGACAGUUUCAAAUUAUACGCCAGACUCUUCUUUCAUUCUUCCAGGACAUGCAUAUUAGGGUUUCAAUUUUCUUAAAAGACAAAGUUCAAAAUGCAAAUGGAAAGUUUGUUUUGCCAGCUGAUGGAGCUGUACCUUGGGAUACUGAAGUACCUGGGUCAAUCAGGUACUUAAACACUGAGGGACAAAUUUCAAGAACAAGUCACUUUGUAACAGGAUGCCGUUAUCAGCUCCCAGAUAAGCCAGGAUCUUUUGAACUUUUAGGAGAUCGAGUGAUAAAGCUUGGAAGUAACAUGUACACCGCUUCCAAAACAGUAGACACAGUAACCAGUAGUCCUGCACCAGCUGCCACUGCUGCUCUGUCUGCUGUGACAAAGAAAGCACCAGGGAGCACUGUAUCUGUUGCUUCAGUAUCAGAACCACAAGGUAACCCAAAUCCCCUUGCAAAAGCUGAGCUCAAUCUUUUGGCUCAUCUUGUUGGAGGAUCAAGUAAAAAGCCAGAAAGCCAGUUUAGAUUAAAUUUCUUCAGUACAGAUGAAGAAGAAGAGCAAGCAGCCAUCCAAAGUCACAAGGAAGCUCCUCAUAGAGUGAUCAAAAUUGAUGCUACUAAGAAGGAGCAAAGGAAAGAACUGGCUAAUCUUAUGAAUGAAUUUUCAAUUGAAGGAUCUGGAGACCGUGAAAAAGGUGACGAACUGUUAGACUUAAUGGACCAAGCGUAGAUUAUGGUCCUUCUUAGGAAGACACGUAAUAAG